Messenger RNA from Cutaneotrichosporon cavernicola, 2430 nucleotides. RefSeq lists its product as uncharacterized. The transcript has 16 exons. Gene Ontology annotation, biological process: retrograde protein transport, ER to cytosol; mitotic spindle disassembly; autophagosome maturation. The record is from RefSeq and is a predicted model, not a curated record. NCBI's taxonomy places the organism in Eukaryota, Fungi, Basidiomycota, Tremellomycetes, Trichosporonales, Trichosporonaceae. Gene Ontology annotation, cellular component: cytosol; nucleus; VCP-NPL4-UFD1 AAA ATPase complex. Gene Ontology annotation, molecular function: polyubiquitin modification-dependent protein binding; ATP hydrolysis activity; ATP binding. The coding region runs from base 1 to 2430 and encodes 809 amino acids.
AUGGCGGACCCCUCCCAGCCCGUUGCUGACGACUCGACGGCUACUGCCAUCCUCCGUCAGAAGAAGUCGCCCAACCGUCUGAUGGUUGACGAGACUACUUCUGAUGACAACAGCGUUGCUGUCCUUCACCCAAACACUAUGGAGACCCUUGGUCUGUUCCGUGGCGACACUGUCAUCGUUCGCGGUAAGCGCAGGAAGGACACCGUCCUCAUCUGCCUGAGCCAGGACGAUAUCGAAGAGGGCAAGAUCUGCAUGAACAAGGUUGCUCGCGGUAACUGCGCCGCCAAGCUUGGCGACCUCGUCCACGUCUCGGCUGCCAACGAUAUCAAGUACGGCAAGCGCAUCCACGUCCUUCCCUUCUCAGACUCGGUUGAGGGUCUUUCUGGCAACCUCUUCGACGUGUUCCUCAAGCCGUACUUCCUCGAGGCUUACCGCCCGGUCCGCAAAGGUGACGUUUUCCAGGUCCGUGGUGGCAUGCGCACCGUGGACUUCAAGGUCAUCGAGGUCGACCCCUCUCCAUACUGCAUUGUUGCGUCGGACACCGUCAUCCACACUGAGGGCGAACCGCUCGACCGCGAGGCUGAGGAGGCCGACCUGAACGCCGUUGGGUACGAUGACCUCGGUGGCUGUCGCAAGCAGCUUGCGCAGGUCCGCGAGCUCGUUGAGCUCCCUCUGCGCCACCCUCAGCUCUUCAAGGCUAUUGGCAUCAAGCCUCCUCGUGGUAUUCUGAUGUUUGGCCCCCCCGGUACUGGCAAGACCCUCAUGGCUCGCGCUGUCGCCAACGAAACUGGCGCGUUCUUCUUCCUGAUCAACGGUCCCGAGAUCAUGUCCAAGAUGGCGGGCGAGUCCGAGUCCAACCUCCGCAAGGCAUUCGAGGAGGCCGAGAAGAACAGCCCCUCGAUUAUUUUCAUCGACGAGCUCGACUCCAUCGCGCCCAAGCGUGAGAAGACCAACGGCGAGGUCGAGCGUCGUGUCGUCUCGCAGCUCCUCACGCUCAUGGACGGACUCAAGGCUCGUUCCAACGUUGUUGUGAUGGCUGCUACCAACCGUCCUAACUCGAUCGACCCUGCUCUUCGUCGUUUCGGUCGCUUUGACCGUGAGGUCGACAUUGGUAUCCCCGACCCCACUGGCCGUCUCGAGAUUCUCCGCAUCCACACCAAGAACAUGAAGCUCUCAGACGAUGUCGACCUUGAGCAGAUCGCCGCCGACACCCACGGCUACGUUGGUGCCGACAUGGCUGCGCUCUGCUCUGAGGCUGCCAUGCAGCAGAUCCGCGAGAAGAUGGACAUGAUCGACCUCGACGAGGACACGAUUGAUGCCGAGGUCCUCGACUCGCUUGGUGUCACCAUGGAGAACUUCCGCUACGCGCUCGGCGUCAACAACCCGUCGGCACUCCGUGAGACUGUCGUUGAGAUUCCUACCACCACCUGGAACGACAUUGGUGGCCUCGACAAGGUCAAGCGUGAGCUCCAGGAGACGGUCUCCUACCCUGUCGAGCACCCGGAGAAGUUCCUCAAGUAUGGUCUCUCGCCCUCCAAGGGUGUUCUAUUCUACGGCCCGCCUGGUACGGGUAAGACCAUGCUUGCCAAGGCCAUUGCCAACGAGUGCCAGGCCAACUUCAUCUCGAUCAAGGGUCCCGAACUCCUCACAAUGUGGUUCGGCGAGUCGGAGGCCAAUGUCCGCGACGUCUUCGACAAGGCUCGUGCCGCUGCACCAUGUGUGAUGUUCUUUGACGAGCUGGACUCCAUUGCUAAGGCUCGCGGUGGGUCCUCAGGCGACGCUGGCGGUGCUGGUGACCGUGUCCUCAACCAGAUUCUUACCGAGAUGGACGGCAUGAACGCUAAGAAGAACGUCUUCAUCAUCGGCGCCACCAACCGCCCUGACCAGAUUGACUCUGCGCUUCUCCGUCCGGGCCGCCUCGACCAGCUUAUCUACAUCCCGCUUCCGGACGAGGCAUCUCGUCUGUCUAUUCUCCAGGCGACUCUGCGCAAGUCCCCUAUCGACCCCCGUGUUGAUCUCAACUACCUGGCCAAGCAGACAGCGGGCUUCUCAGGUGCGGACCUCACCGAGAUCUGCCAGCGUGCAGCCAAGCUGGCUAUUCGCCAGUCCAUCGAGGCCGACAUUCGCAAAGAGCACGACCGCAAGGAGAAGGCGGAGGCUGCCGGUGGCGACGUCGACGUCGACAUCAUGGACGAGGAGAACGAUGUGGAUGAGGUUCCCUCCAUCACCGUUGAUCACUUCGAGGAGGCCAUGAAGUUCGCUCGCCGCUCCGUCUCGGACGCCGACAUCCGUCGCUACGAGAUGUUCAGCAGCACGCUUCAGCAGUCACGUGGCUUCGGCAACAACUUCAAGUUCCCCGAGAGCGGGGAGACUGAGCAGGGCGGAGCUGCGUUCCAGAACGAGGCAGACGACGACGAUCUCUAUGCGUAA